GUUUGUUUGGACAGUUCUCCUCUUUCCUCAGUGUGGCUACCGCCAACCACUGUGACGCAGCAGGCAGCAGGCAGCAGGCAGCAGGCAGCAAACACACUCCUGACAGGAGGCUCUUCUGCUUCGCGUUUCUGAUCUUCAUCGACUCCAAUCUGACCAUGACGACACGACGAACCCGGCUGGGAGGUGAAGCAACUGACUUCACUGCAGAACACUUGGACCUCGUUUGUUUGAAAGCAAAGGGAAUAGGAAACAGUUAUCUUUGCAAAGAAAAUAUCCCACGGUACCCUCAUCCUGAGUUCCGCGUGUGUGAUUUGAAGCAUGAGACUGAUCCAAGAGGCUUGAAAGGAAUCUACAGAGACAGCGGCUUCAGAGGUUCAAGGGACGAGGGUCUGGUGUGGUUUAAUCUGGCUGUGGGUCCCAAGAAGAUCAGAGCUGCUGAGAAGAGGCUGCUGAAAAAAACCUUCUCAAUGUUGGCCCCCAAUAACUUCCUGUGGAAGUUCGCCACGUCUCCAGCCUUCUCUGAGACGUCCAUGUACGGCUCGUUCCGCUUCACCCUCCCCCUGCAGGAGGUCCUGGACGCCUACAGCCAGCAGUUUUGCCCUGGAGAUCGACCUGUCAUGCGGGUGUUCAGGACCUCCGUGUUCAAGCAGGAAGUGCAAUACGUUGUGUUGGUUCAUCGACCAAAGGAUAUCAAGCGCUUCUCCAAAUAUCCUCUGCUGGAAGACCAGCGGGAAGACGCCGUCUGCACAUACAGAGGUGGACACUUCAUCUGGAGGCCUGAGGCCAUGUGUGGGACGCACCGUUAUGAGAUGGACGUCGGUUCAAACUGGAUUAAUGCGGUCCCUGUCAAGGGCAGGUGGGAGUAUUACGUCUGGGAUGAAGUUUCCAUCGCCCUGCAUUUGGAGCCUGGAGAGGUGCUGAGACUCAGUGAGGACCAGCUGAGGAAACACCUCACCUACUGCGACAAGUUUGAUGCUCCGUUCAUGGAUUUCAGGGAAGAUCAUUUCCUGGAGUUUGAUGAGGCUCAACUCUUGGUUGAAGAACUGUGGCCUUCUGCCGGACGGAACAAGCACACUGCAUCAUAGGUUUACUCUCAGGUUCUGUCAUUACAUCUUUUUUUUCAGUUACAACUUUAAAAUAAGUUUAGUUGGAUGUUUUCUCUGUUGUUGUUGACGGAAAAAACAAGUUAAAAUAACUGUGUGUUCUGAGAAAAAUCUGUUAUAACAAAGUGAACAUUCAUGAAGACAUGUAAUUGUCUCAUUGUCUCAGAGCAUGUUCGAAUGGGCUGAGAGACGAGGAUCAGGCUCCAGUCUGGACUCUGCUCAGCAGCCUGGACAGAGCAGAUUCAACUUGAGAGAAAAACUCUAUCUUCAAUGCUGUAAAGCCAGUUAAUGUAAAUUCAAACAAUAUCAGGAAGUGGUCUGACAGCAGAGGACUGUGGAGAAUCAGUGUCUUUACCUUCAUCAAGGGUGUAAUUAAAAUGAGAGGGUUUAUUUUCCUUCUGUGGAAAACCAGUCAUGUCACAAUAUGAGUUUUGAGGCUGUCAGCAUCAACAUGAAUGUUUAAGUCACCCAGGAAAAUGACUUUAUCUGAGGAAAGGUUUAGAUAAGGGUGGCUUCUGGGUUUUUCAGUUCUAUCUGGUCAGGCAGGCUUUUAUUUUGCUUGGUGACCUUUUAAAAACACACAACACCAUCUUCUUUUCACUCAGAAUAAAAUAUGUAAUUCUU
This is a messenger RNA of Salarias fasciatus (jewelled blenny), 1727 nucleotides long. RefSeq lists its product as uncharacterized. Bases 156 to 1085 code for a protein of 309 amino acids. The transcript is spliced from 4 exons. NCBI's taxonomy places the organism in Eukaryota, Metazoa, Chordata, Actinopteri, Blenniiformes, Blenniidae. The record is from RefSeq and is a predicted model, not a curated record.